AUGGGAGCUAGGGUCUCCAGAUCCGAUUUUGAAUGGGUGUAUACAGAGGAACCCCACGCAACAAGGAGGAAGCAAAUGCUCGCAAAAUACCCAGAACUGAAAAAGCUUAUGGGAACUGAUGCAAAGUUCAAGUACAUUGUGACUGUUUUAGUAAUUUUGCAGCUGUUAAUCUGUUAUGCCAUAAAAGACCAGACCUGGCCCACAAUCUUCAUCUUUGCAUAUGUGUGUGGAGGGACAAUCAAUCACUCUCUCACACUAGCAGUCCAUGAAAUUGCUCAUAACUUAGCAUUUGGUUACAGCCAGCCCCUGGCAAACAGACUGUUUGGCUUCUUUGCGAACUUGCCGAUAGCUGUACCAAUGUCCAUUUCCUUCAAGAAAUAUCAUCUGGACCAUCACCGAUAUCAAGGGGAUUCUGAGAAGGAUGUCGACAUUCCAUCUGGACUGGAGACAAAGCUGUUCAAUCGUACUUUUUAUAAAUUCAUCUGGGUGCUCCUGCAACCAUGGUUUUACAGUCUCCGGCCUUUCUUUGUUAAUCCAAAAACGAUGACCGUUUUGGAGAUCUGGAAUAUUAUUAUUCAGUUUGUCUUCGAUUUUGGCAUUUAUCACUUUCUGGGAUUCAAAGCUCUAGCCUAUCUAGUAAUUGGUAGUUUCAUGGCUACAGGACUUCACCCAAUGGCUGGACAUUUUAUUUCUGAACAUUAUAUGUAUGUCAAAGGUUAUGAGACCUACUCCUACUAUGGCCCACUUAAUUGGUUAACGUGGAAUGUGGGAUAUCACAAUGAGCAUCACGAUUUCCCGAAUAUCCCAGGUUCUCGGUUGCCAGAGGUACGAAAAAUUGCCCCUGAGUACUAUAAAUGUUUGCCAUCUCAUCAUUCAUGGAUUAAAGUUAUCUGGGACUUCAUAUUUGAUCCAGAAAUAGGACCGUACUCACGAGUUAAACGCAUAACAGGAAACAAGAAAGAAAACUAA
Messenger RNA from Candidula unifasciata, 969 nucleotides. The record is from the annotation of a GenBank genome assembly. NCBI's taxonomy places the organism in Eukaryota, Metazoa, Mollusca, Gastropoda, Stylommatophora, Geomitridae.